AUGUUGACUCGCCACGGAGCACCAUCGACGCCUCUUCCAACCGGACGCCCAGCGACACCGACGCAAGUCGCGCUGUUCCGCCGGCCGCGCGCUGUUCCGAGGGCAUCCACCGUGUCGUUUGUUUCUGCUGCUGCCGUGGGAUGCGUUGGGCACCGACCGUGGCGACGGCGGCAGAGUUCUCAGCGGCACGCGGAGGGAAGGUGCUACCAGGUGGUGUCCACCGAGUCUCAAGGCCUUGGCGUCGUGGCCACUGAGCCACUGCUGGCGGGGCAGCUGGUGACUGAGGAGGCUCCGGCACUACGCUGGUCUGGAGCGGAGGAUGAGGUGGAGCUGAAAGAAUGCUUCGAGGAACUCCCGGUGGAGCAACAGCAAGAGCUCUGGCAGUUGGAGGACGCCUUUUCAGUGGGCGCAAAAACGCUUUCGGGAAUUGCCUUCACCAACAGCUUCCAAGCUGGUGAGCCUUUGAAUCCGCAGGACCUGGACCUGGACGACGAACGGGUCUUGUAUUUAGAGAUCAGCCGAUUCAACCACUCCUGUCUUCCCAACUGCGAAGUCAGCUGGGACGACCGUGAAGGACUGUUGCAGAUUUAUGCAGGCCGUGACGUGGCUCUUGGUGAAGACCUGUGUUUGUACUACCAGGAUGUGCGUAUGCCAAGGCUCUCGCGACAGGAGAAGUUGAAAUCUUUGGGUUUCACCUGUGCUUGUCGAGCCUGCAGGGCUGCAGAUCGGCGCAGUGACCAGCGGCGGCAGCGGAUGCAGCAGCUCUUGGGGGAGAUGGAAGAGGUCGAGGAGGAGGAGGGAGUCGCAAAAGUCCAGGAACUGCUGGAUCUCUAUGACGAAGAGGGCUUGACGGUUCUCCACUAUCGCAAGGCUGCUGCCUUCAAGGCGUACGCCAUGUCGACCGCCUUGGGGAACGUGGCAGAUGCGGCAAAGUGGGCGGAGAUGGCGGCGGAGUAUAGCCUGCAGUGCCACGGUCCACUGCACCCGCAGACGAAGGUCUUGAGCCGCCACGCACGACGGGCUGCAGACCUCAACGGAUGA
Messenger RNA from Cladocopium goreaui, 1041 nucleotides. Lineage: Eukaryota; Dinophyceae; Suessiales; Symbiodiniaceae. The record is from the annotation of a GenBank genome assembly.